Mugil cephalus (flathead mullet) is the source of this 3292-nucleotide messenger RNA. RefSeq names its product Kruppel-like factor 5b (gene klf5b). The record is from RefSeq and is a predicted model, not a curated record. Lineage: Eukaryota; Metazoa; Chordata; Actinopteri; Mugiliformes; Mugilidae. Gene Ontology annotation, molecular function: DNA-binding transcription factor activity, RNA polymerase II-specific; RNA polymerase II cis-regulatory region sequence-specific DNA binding. The coding region runs from base 393 to 1727 and encodes 444 amino acids. The transcript has 4 exons. Gene Ontology annotation, biological process: regulation of transcription by RNA polymerase II.
ACUGCAAUAAAGCAGUGACUCACUUUAUUCUAAAAAAUCCGCGGACGAGCUGCCCAUUUUUGGACACCAGCCCCCGACACUCGACUCUUUAUUUCCGCGCGCGGGGUGUUAUUUGUCUGCCCUUCCAACCCUCAUCGUACAACCCCAGUAUUCGUUACACUAGGUGUAUCCCUAUCGCCUGGUCGCCCUGUUUAUUUUGCACAUGUUCGGCCCCGCCCUGCAGACGCACUGAUAUCACGCAGUUGCGUAAUUUGACAAGCCAGCGCAAAAUAGGGAGAAUGAGCGUUUGACAGCUGCCGCUUUGCUCGCACAGACUGUUUCGAAACAAAAGAACACAUAUGCCGAAUUUAUUUGUGACAGAUUUCGGAUAGCCAGACCGCAUCUCUGCCUUUAUGGCCGCCGCCGUGAGGAAUAAUGUUUGGGUCGCUCCGGGGCAGGACGCGCAGUUUCUACAUAAACCCACCGCGCCGCUGACAUCCGACGGUCUGAGAGGUGAAGAUCAUGGACAAGUGCUCUGUAACACGAGGGAUGCCAUGCAGGGAACUUCCUCUUUUCAUGAUUAUAAUUUGGGUAAAUCAGACAUGGAUGGCUACUUGUGUUCACACCCACAGGACUUGGUGAAUUCCAAACUGAUGUGCAGGGACGGUCCUUUGAUGCUAGAGCCACCGUUUACCGAAGACUUCCCCUCUCCUUACAGCGUCAACAUGAGCCUGCUCAUGCCUGACGUCACGUACCUGCACCCCGGCCUGUGCAGGGUGAGACAGAUCAAACCGGAGCCGUCGCACUCCCUGAUGCACCCGACCUGCCAGGGCAACGGCGCGCCACCAGCUCUCCCAGAAUACCCAGGUGUUUUCAGUGCAGCUGACGCUGCUAGCGGUAACUUUUUCAUCAAACAGGAAGUGCCAGAUUUCCAGGACAUUCCCAUGUUUCAGCUGUUGAACUCUGAUUUGGAGCAGCUUGUGCAUGGGCCGCAGGUGAACUCCGUCCCCAUAGCCCCGUUAAGUCUUCCUGUCGGGAAUGCUCAUGUGCAGAAUUCUGCCAAACCGACGAGCAGCGCGCAGAAUGAAUGUUUUCCGUGCAGUCAACACCUUGGCCAUCAGCUGAGGUCGACAUACUUGCCACCUUCUCCGCCAAACUCGGAGCCCCCCAGUCCAGACAGGGGCAAAGUUCUCCAUCACAAGCUCUCCCCGCCUCCUUCCUACGAAGCCAGCAUCGCCUCUAAGUUAACUUUUCAGACCCACAAUUCCACUGAUCCCGGACAGACUUCCAGCGUGGCUCCUAUCCAGAACCCAGACCAAAAUCCCACCAAUCAAUUCGUCCAAAGCCCAGGUAUGAGACCAGUCCAGCAUUCAAGCCUGACGCCAGUUCCGACGACAUCGUGCGUCGGCCCUCUGUCCCCAGAGUUGGCUCAGUCGGCUCCAGUGAAGUACAAUCGAAGGAAUAAUCCUGAUCUGGAGAGACGAAGGAUUCACCACUGUGACGUCCCAGGUUGUAGGAAAGUGUACACAAAGUCUUCUCAUUUGAAAGCCCAUCUACGGACCCACACAGGUGAGAAGCCGUACCAGUGCUCGUGGGACGGAUGUGAGUGGCGCUUCGCUCGAUCCGAUGAGCUGACGCGCCAUUUCAGGAAACACACCGGGGCGAAGCCAUUCCAGUGCGGAGUGUGUAACCGCUGUUUCUCCCGCUCCGACCACCUGGCCCUGCACAUGAAGAGACACCAGAGCUAGAACCCUCCAAAAAAAAAAAAAAAACAUCCCUGCCCUCCUAAAAAUAUCAAACCAAUCUUCUUAUUUUUCAGUUGACACAGACAAAGCGCUUAAAAAUUUUAAAACUCUGGAUUAAUCCACCUCCUCCCCAGUGGAGUUAUUCUCAGCAGUGCUGGCCCACAACUAAUGAUUUAUUUUAUUGUAAAAAGAUUAAAUAUUGUUGUUGCCUUAUUUUAUUUCCGUGCCUCAAUUGUGGGGGAUAUUUACAAAGGUGUCGGUCAUGUAAUAAUGAAAGUUUUUUUUUUUUUUUUUCCAUGACUUACAUGACUUCAAAUAUUGUACAGAUCAUAUCAACAACAUGUCAUAAGGGCAUUCAUUUAAUAUACAGCCAACUGCUUUAGUGUAAGACCAGAUACAGUAUGUCCUGGAAGGAGUAUGUAGCUUCAGAUUGCAGGUGGAAGGAUUGAUGAUAGUGUAGAAAGUCGUCGCAGGUAGGGGGAUGUAAAGUUGUAGUAAAGUUUCCUCAAAGAAACACUAGUAGGGUAGGUAAACACUUCGGGGGCUGUUUGCGAGCCAUGUGGUGAGUUCAGUGAUUACAGCAAGUCUUCAACACUGCCAGAUAAACUGUUUAGGUUACUUUGCCAUGAGGUAAUCUGCUUAUGACGACUAAUUUCACAGAAAUAAAAGGGAGACACUAUUAUGCAUUUUGUAUCUCUGCUUGUCAGAGAGUCUAAUUAGAAGAAAUGAAUUCAUUUCAUUCAGAAGGGUUAAAGUGUUGUUUUGUACCAUGUCGACUUCAACCAGCUGCACAGCAAUAUCUCAUUUUAUAGAAGAAGUGUUCAAACACGAUUUACAACAGCGUUUCAGAUCAUGUCACAACCGUCAUUUCUCUUUCUUUUGUUGCCGCGAUGGACAGAUCAAGACUUGUUGAUCUUGGCUUUGUUCCUCAGGCAUAUUGAGAUGUUUUAAAAUGAAAUUCAUUUGUUUGCAGGCGAAGCACCUGCCAGUUUAAACACACGCAUGGUUUCUCUUUAUCAGAAGUGCCUUUAACAUUUUUUCUUUUGUUUUUCAAGCGAAUGAAAAGCAAAGCGUUUUUGGACGGUUUCGUUUUCAGCGCUAAACUCAUUACCGUCUCUCCAUCCUUACUUUCAUAAUUUAGCAAAUCUCUACUGACCAAAUUUCGUUAUGAUUUGAAUACGAUUGAACCAAGUUUCUGUGAUUUAAAAUGUACAUAUUUUGUAUCUGCCGUUUGGGGACACAACGGACGGAUUGUUUUUGGGCUGUGUGUACAAAGAUUUUAAACCUUUUUAAAAAAAACGGUUUAUUUUUAUUUUUACUUGCCAAAAGUCCAAGAAGGAUCAAAUUGCAGAAUACUGUUUAACCAGCCAAGAAAGCAGCUCAGUGGAUUAUCCGCCAGUGAGUCAUUGCAAUAAUGUGCAAACAUAUACACACACACACACACACACACAAGUAUAUUACAGUAUUUUGUGUCAAAGAUUAAGCAUUAACGUGUAGCCUGAACGGACGAAAUGUCCACUGGAGUCAUGUGACACCGAACAAUACGAAUAAAAGUUUUGUGUAGAACA